Molecule: messenger RNA, 4904 nt
Organism: Taeniopygia guttata (zebra finch)
Lineage: Eukaryota; Metazoa; Chordata; Aves; Passeriformes; Estrildidae
Product: cohesin subunit SA-2
Biological process (GO): sister chromatid cohesion
Cellular component (GO): chromatin; cohesin complex; nucleus
Molecular function (GO): chromatin binding
Source: RefSeq, a predicted model, not a curated record
UUUUCGGCCUCUGCUCCGCCCGCAAAAGCUGAAGGGUUGUUAAGUUUUUAACACUCUCGAUUUCGGUGAAGUUUCCUCAGAAGGUCGUGACAGCUUGUUUGAGCUGCUGAAAUAAUGUAGCGGAAAUGAUAGCCGAGCCCAACGCAGCCAGUAACCUUCCCAGCCAAAAUACAAGUCAACUGGCUUCAUGUCCUGGCCACUGUAGUUUAAAGGAGGCCAUUGCAGCCAGCUUCCGGUACUGGACCUGCUGCACAAGUGGGAUCCAGCUCGUCUACUCAAACAUGGCCUUUGGCAAAGCAUAUUGUUAGCAUUGGGAAUGAUGAAAGAUGGCACGGUUUCAUUGCAGAUAAAUGUAUGGCUCCAGAUCUCCCAGAAGAGAGAAUGCUGUCCAUGAUGAGACUGUGCUCGAGUCUGCUGCGCAGAAUGGCACAUAUGUGAGAAAUGGCAACCUGAAAACACCAAGAGAGAAACAGAAGGUCCGAGAGCAGUGUGAAAACAUAAGGAGGAGUUCUACUGCUGCCAGAAGAGCAAGCCAGCUACAGAAUGGAGAAGUGGUUGAGGCAGUUACCUUGUUUGAAGUGGUUAGCAUGGGGAAACAGGCCAUGCAGUCUGUGGUAGUUGACUGGGUUGAAGCUUAUAAACAAGACAGGAAUGUGGCACUUCUGGAUCUCAUCAACUUCUUCAUUCAGUGCUCAGGCUGUCAAGGCAUGGUAACAGCAGAGAUGUUUCAAAGUUUGUACAAGAAGGAUGUCAUGCAAAAAAUGACGGAGACCUUUGAUAAGGAAACUGGGUUGCAGUAUAAGAAAUUCGUGGCCUAUCCUUGGAUCCUAACAGUUACUUGGCCGGUGGACAUGGACAAUGAGGACUACCCACUGAUCAGAACAGGACCCUAUUGGAAGAAGUUCAAGGCCAAUUUCUGUGAAUUCAUUGCAGUGCUUGUCCAGCAGUGCCAGUGCAGCAUCCUGUAUGAUAACUACUUGAUGGACACCAUCAUCUCACUGCUUACAGGGUUAGCAGAUUCCAUGGUCAGAGCAUUCAGGCACACAAGCACUUUGGCAGCAAUGAAACUUCUGACAGCAGUUGUAAGCAUCCAUCUGAACCUUGAUGUCAGCAAACACAAUGCUCAAAGACUGUAUGAGGUGGAGAAGAAGAGGCUAAGUGGCAGGAGGACCAGUUACAGACUUGAUCAGCUAGAGAGAAAAAGGAAAGAGUAUGAGCAUAAGCUUCUAGAGAUACAGAACAUGAUGAAUGCUAUUUUCAAAGGGACAUUUCUAAACCGUUACCGUGAUGUUAUCCCUGAGAUCAGAGCAACUUGCAUUGAAGAAAUUGGCAGCUGGAUUAAAAUGUCCCCAGAUGCUUUUUUGAAUGAUAGUUACUUAAAAUAUGUUGGGUGGAUGCUGUACGAUAAGCAAGCUGAAGUGCGGUUGAAGUGUCUGCUGGGACUGCAGGGAAUUUAUAGUAGAAAAGAACUUGUUUCCAGGAUGGAUCUCUUUACUAAUAGAUUCAAGGAUCGAAUUGUGUCCAUGCCUCUGGACAAGGACCAUGAAGUAGCAGUUCAAGCCAUGAAACUCUUGAUGCUUAUGUCACAGAACUGUGAGGAUGUGUUAUCAGCUGAAGACUGUGAAAUGUUAUACCAGUUUGUUUAUACCACUCACCGUCCGCUUGCAGUAGCAGCUGGGGAAUUCCUUUAUAAAAGGCUGCUUAGUCAUGAGGGAGAUAAAAAAGUUCAGCCCGAAGGAGGAGGAAAGUUUGGGGCGAGCACUGACCAGUUGAAAAGAUUAAUACACUUUUUCCUGAAGGGUGAGCUACACAAACAUGUUACAUAUCUAGUAGACAGCUUGUGGGACUGGGCAGGCAAAUUCCUGAAGGACUGGGAGUGCAUGACCUCUCUUCUAUUAAAAAAUGCUGAAGAAGUUGGAGAAGCACUGAGCGAUGCCCAGGAAAGUGUUCUCAUCGAAAUCAUCCUUGCAACAGUCAGAGAAGCAGCUGAAGGUCAUCCUCCAGUGGGCAGAGGUGCAGCCAAAAAAAUUUUGUCAGUAAAAGAGAAGAAAAUCCAAUUGGAAGAUUGCAAAAAAAUUACUGAACACUUUAUUAUGGUGCUUCCUCAGCUCUUGGCAAAGUAUUCAACAGAUGCUCAAAAAGUGGCAAAUCUUCUGCAGAUUCCUCAGUAUUAUGAUUUAGAUGUUUACAGUACAAGACAUCUAGAGAAGCAUUUGGAUGCUUUGCUGAGAGAGAUAAAAGACAUUGUGGCCAAACACUCUGACAUGUCUGUCCUCGAGGCUUCCUCCAGGACUUACUAUAUCCUUUGCCGUGAAGAAAUUGCCAUCUAUAGCCAGGUGGAUUGUGCUCGAACUCAAAUGAUAGAUGAGUUGGUGAAACAGCUUAACCAGCUACUAGAUUGCUUCUGGAAAAAGGAAGGAGGAUUUUGUACGGAUGCAGGAGAAAUUUCCCGGAUGCACUCUACUUUGAGAAGAGUAGCAGCUUUUCAUAAUGCCCAUGAUCUCACCAAGUGGAAUCUGUAUGACAAGACUUUAAGGUUCCUGGUGUUUGAAACAGAACAUGGCAGAUUGCCUGUUCUGAUUAUCCUACCGGCUCUCCAGUGCACAUAUUUUUCUCUCCUGUGGCAACUAGCUGCAGUUUCGGAACAUUCUCCCAAGGAGACUCUUUUUCCACUAAGAAAGCAGCUGAGACAUUUCAGUCAGAUUUGCACAUGCUUCCUCCAUCAUAAGGAAAAAGAUGUAAGAGAAAAGGCCUUCAUGAUACUCUGUGACUGGUUGCUGAUUUUGAGUCACCUGUAUUCAAAUAAUGAAGAAGCAGUUGGACUUCUAGGUUAUCUUCCUAGCACACAACUUCAGGAAAAACUGUUUUCAUUUAUCCAGGAACACGUUUUCAUGGAUGGAGAAGAGGAAAAAAAAGAUCUGACAGAAGAGGGAAAGGAUGAAACUUGCAAACUUGAUGACUUGCACAAGAAGCGGAGUCUUCUGGCAGCAUAUUGCAAGUUAAUAGUGUAUAAUGUGGUAGAGAUGACUGCAGCUGCUGAGAUCUAUAAGUAUUAUGUGAAGACCUACAGUGAUUUUGGAGACAUAAUUAAAGAAACGUUAAGCAAGACGAGGUGCAAUAACAAAAUUCAGAGUGCCAAGACACUGAUUCUCUGUCUGCAGCAGCUGUUUCAGACACAUGCAGAAAGCCAAGACAGCAGUAAUGGUGUGGACUUCUCCUCUCCUUCCUUUGCAAACAUCAAAGAACUUGCUCGUCGCUUUGCACUAACAUUUGGCUGGGACCAAGUGAAAUCUAGAGAAUCUAUAGCCAUGAUACACAAGGAAGGGAUUGAAUUUGCUUUUCAAGGAACUACUGGAAUAGAUGGAAAAUGCUUUCCUCCUAACUUGAGCUUUCUGGUAAUCAUCAGUGAAUUUUCCAACAAGCUGCUAAAGCCAGACAAAAGGCUAGUGUACAGUUACUUACAGAGGUACAUAACAGAGCCACUGUCCUGCAGAGGAGACAAAUGGCAGCCUUUGGUCUGGUACAGAAACUCUUUAUUGGCAAAUGAAGAUGAGGAGAGUUCUGUCCUUGGCAGUUUGGGAGAGCGGCACCCUGUGGGCUCAUCUAAGACAUCUUCUUUUAAGAGGAAAUUAUCUAAUGGGUCUUUGCCUGAAACCAGCCAGACUGAAGCAGGAAGCAAAGCCCCAGAACAGCAGUGUGCUUCUCAGCUUCCCUCUGCAGCAGGGAAAAGCAGAAAGAGGCUGAAAUCUAAAGAGAUGCGCUUGCAGGAACAUUUGCCAUUCCUUUGUCCAGGAGGGCUGCAUAGAAGAUACUGCAAAGAUGAGGUUAAGACAGAAGAUGUCUCCGAGGAGGGUCCAGAAGACACAGUUGAAGAUGUUGAUGUCAUUGGUACAGACCAGGACAGUUAAAGACACUGAGAGGAUGAACAGAAGUGAAGCACACGCUGUUUUUUCUGCAAAUUGUUUAACUUGUCAAUGUGGUGUGAGAACAUCAACUGAGGUGGCAGGAGACAUGGAUCAAGUUGUCUCUGUGCCCGUGGGCAUCCACCCAGAACCAGUUUGUAGCACGGUGGUUGAUUUCUCACCAUUGCUGGUUGUGGGCAUUACUGAGGUGGCUGCUGCAGUUCUAGGGUAGGGCGUUCUGAGCAUCAUUACUCAGCUGCAUCCUGAUCCUUGAUGCUGCCUUGGAAAAGUUCACAGCUGCAGGACUGGAAUCAGGGUAUUGCAAACACUGAAUCAAAGACACUGUGAACCAGGUGAGACAAGCUCAUUUGAAGCAUGUGGGGGCAGUGCUCUGCUGGCUGUGUUCUUUACUGUUUGAGAUAAACAAAUGGAGAUCUGUGUCUUUCCUUGCACCUGGUGCAGGGAAGAAAGGAACCUGGCCCAACUGUGAGCACUGGGACCUGCUGGGUGAUGGCAAGUGCCGUUUCCUGCCUGUAAAAUGGAAAACCUGGAUCAUUCAUCUGAAAGUAUCUCUGAAUUCUGUUGCUUAGAAAGAUGUGGUUAGAGGUCUGCAAGCAUCAGGACAUGAUCAGGAAAACUUGUGUCAAGGCUUCAGAGUAACAAAGAAACAGUGGACCAGCUGACUAUUUUCCUCUGGAAGAAGUCCUUUGUACAGUGAUCAUGUGGUAUUUACUUGGAAAAAGCCUGGAAAGACAAUGUAAAUAGACUGUAAAUAUGGCCAUUUGAAAAGAGGGUGUUUUUGCAUUAAGAAUUUGCAAAUGAUAGCCACUCAAGAGUGUUUCAGUGGCAGUAGGCUGGGGAGUGUGGGCUGCUUUCACUGAUCCUUCUCACUGCUCCCUGGAAUUGUACAUUGCAGUAAUCAUAUCAGCUUUAUUUUUUAUAUACAUAUAUAUAUAUAUUUUGGAUUGUAACUGUGUAAAAUAAACUACAGAACUAUUGCUA